UUGUUACACGAGGUUGGCAGUCCUGAUAUCUGUUUGCGGAUGAUUGUCAAAACCUACUUUCUCAGCGAAGUCUUCAGCUUUGCAUGGCAGUUCGAAGGAUAACAUCAUGACUGUAUUUGACUUGUAGAAGGGAAAGAGGAGCUCAGUGAAGCCAGAAGGGAUAUCGUGCGUCUGUUUAGCAAGGAUGGGCUGCUGGCCGUAGUGUGCGACUCAACAACUGAUCCACGUCUCUGUCUUCACGUCAGGUUCACAACGAUCAGCCGAUAUAUUGUACUUCGAUGGAGCUUACUCGCGCGUGACAACAACUUUCGGGACACCAGGCUCAACUUUUGCCAGGUAGCCCCUCUUCUGAUCUAUCAGCCGUACGAGACUUGCUUUGUUCCGUAAAAUCCUGUCCACAUUUCUCCUUGACGUGACGCUUGUGCGACAUAAAAGCGCUAGAGAUUGCGAUAGCUGUCUGUAUUCACAUUACUGUGGCAGCUUUUAUUUUCUUAUAUCCAAUCGACAUGUUUACCACAUGACAUGAACUUUGUUGUAUGACUAAUGAAUACUAUCACCGAUCUUUAUGGAAAUUACCUAUUCGCCAUAUCUUAUGACAUGAAAAUAUGCAAAAUUCAAUUACCAUAAGCAACAAUAACAAUUUGUCAAGAUAUUCAAUGUAACUUUCGAUUCACGUUUAUGCUUUAUAAAUAUAUUUCAUUCGAGCCUCGAUAUUAAAGUGUCUAUGCAUUAGAGACAAUAGGAUUUACAAGAUAAAAGGGUCAUACAGAGAAAAUGAGUAACAGGCUUGAAGAACGAGAGUCGAAAUGGACCUGUGAAUAUUGUACAUACGAAAACUGGCCUUCUUCUUUGAAAUGCACAAUGUGCAGAAGUGCCAAGCCUUUAUUAGGGGAGGAUAUUUACCGUCUAAGGGAUCCAAGUCCACAAAGAUCUGGAUCGAACGUUGCGUCUGGUCCAGUAACUCAUUUAAGUCCUACGGAUUCUUAUAAUCUUAGUCCUCAGAAUUAUAGUCAGAAUGUACCAUCGGGUGGAAAGUGGUCUUGUGCAAUGUGUACCUAUCUUAACUAUCAAAAUACCACACGUUGUGUUCAGUGUGGAAAUAAAAAACCCAUGGGUCUCAAUCAGUCUAUACACUCCAUAGCUUCGAAUUUGCAUGAACAUCUAGCACCCCUUAGGCUAGGAGAUCCACCACCAAAUUCAGGAUCUAUACCUCCUCCAAUAAAUUUACACCCAGAAAGAUAUUAUAAUUUACAAACUAAUUUACACCCUGAAAAGUGGUCUUGCCUCGUUUGUACUUAUGAAAAUUGGCCAAAAGCUACGAAGUGUGUGAUGUGUGGUAAUCCUAAAGAAAAAGACAGAAGAGAUAAAAGCGCCAAUAAUGUGGGUAUUAUUUUGCCAAGUCCAGAAAGAGAUCACAGUCAACGCAACUUAUCCUCUCCACCCCAUGUACCAUAUAUUCAUCAAACUCAAAGGGAUGAGAAUAUGGCUGUAGGACGAAGGGGCUCGCAUAGAUAUUCUGAUAGCAGGAAUGACAAUUUAUCGACUCCUCAAUCUCCUAAUAAUUGUGACUAUGAACGUAGAUUAAAGCAGCUAAGGCGUCAUACUGAUUGGUGCUGGUUAAAUGCAUGUCUUGGCAUUGUGGAAGGCGACAAUGCUCCUGUCGAGGCUUAUUUGGCAAGCGGAGGUGAUCCUGCUCGUCAGUUGACGCACUCGGAAGUUCUGCUUCUUAAUAGAAGUAGUGCUUUUGAUGUCGGACAUACUCUAGUACAUUUAGCAAUUAGAUUUCAAAGAGAAGAUAUUCUAGCAACAUUAUUAUCACAAAUUGAAGGUUCAGGUUCUGGAGUUAAAAGGGUACCAAGUUAUGUUGCACCAGAUUUGGCUGCUCAGAUACGCAGACAUGUCACCAAUAGUAUCCGGUUAUGCAAGGGUUCCUUUCCAUGUUAUUUUGUCACUGAUAUAGCUACAUUCGCUUUGCCUGCUGAGGUAGAGGAUUUACCAAGCAUUGUGCAAGAACAGCUAUUGGAGGAGUUACUAGAUAAGGAAGCUCAACAGCAAUUAGAAGGUGGUUGUGGAGAACCUCCAGCACUAAAUUGGUCUCUUGAAAUUACUGAGCGUUUAGGAAGUCGCUUACACGCGCUUUGGAAUAGAUCUGCCGGAGACUGUUUACUAGAUUCUGCAAUGCAAGCUACUUGGGGAGUUUUUGACCGGGAUAAUGCUUUAAGGAGAGCCCUUGCUGAUUCCUUACAACAAGCUGGUCAAUUCUUUUAUCCUCGAUGGAGAGAGUACGAAGCAUCUCAAGCAUCUCGAAUGUUAGAUUUUACAUUAGAAGAGACUCAAUGGCAAGAAGAUUGGGAAAGUUUAUUGGCAACUGCUGCGCAACCAGGAAGCGCGUUGGAACAAUUACAUGUAUUUGCUCUUGCCCAUAUCUUAAGACGACCUAUUAUUGUUUAUGGGGUUAAAUAUGUUAAAAGUUUUCGAGGCGAAGACAUAGGUUACGCAAGAUUCGAGGGUGUUUACCUUCCACUUUUAUGGGAACCAUCAUUUUGUAUUCGAUCGCCUAUUGCUUUGGGUUAUACGCGGGGUCAUUUUACAGCUCUCGUACCUAUCGAGCCAUACGCGUCAUCUAGAAUACCACCAAUUUCAUCCCAUGGCGGCGUAGGUUUAGUUGGCGGUAAUAGUCCACUUCAACAGUUGCAAAUAGAAAUGCAGACUACGUUUAUGCCGUUGAUGGACCGAGAACACAAACUGUUGCCAAUCCAUUUCUUGAGUCCAGAAGAAGUCGGUCGGGAGGAAACCAUUUUGAAGGAAUGGCUCGACGUGUGUAGAACCGAAGGUGGUGUACUUGUCGCGCAACAGAAACUUCAUAAAAGACCCUUACUCGUAGCACAAAUGUUAGAGGAAUGGUUGAAUCAUUAUCGAAGACUCGCUCAAACGAACAAUGCACCCUUCCUGAGACCGCCCGUACUACAAGAUUACAGCAGCGAUGGCGACACGGAGGACGAAUAACGGGGUGCAAUCGGUUAUGUUAACUAAAUUCACACGAGAAGACUUUUUUCCAUAAUUUCGCUGGAGUGGCAAUCACAACGCAAGAUCUCUAAGGUCCGUAGUGUGUGGACUUCGUGACACAUUCGUAUUUAUUGGCGCUGUAUUACUAUUGCGUAAUUUUUGUACAUCAUUGUUGGUCGACGAACCAAUCCGAAUUCUUUUUGAUUCGUACUAUUAAUUAUACAAAAUAUUUAUGAUUUAAUUUGAGUAUUUUAUAAUAACUUAUGAUUAAUCUACAGAAGCAUCGUACGAUAGCGAAACGAAGCAAACGGUCGGUCAAUCAAAUUUAAAUUUCGUGUACGAGCAGCAAGUUAAGGAAUGAUAUUUUGUUCUGGUCAAAAGUGCUUUUGAUUCUUCGAUGGGCUCCUGUACGAUAAAGCCCAUCGAAAGAACACGGUUAUGUACUAUGUAGAAACUAUAUAUGUAUAAUAUUCAUUUUCAUAACGUAUUUAUAACGGGACGUUAUAUUGAGCGUAAUAAGUGCUCACCGAAUAUUUUGGAUUUGCAAUUCGGCGUGAUACGAGUAUCGGAUGAACAAAAAAAUUACACAUUUAAUUAGUGUAAAGUCGUUAUGCUUUCGGAGUUCAUUUGUUUUUCUCUGCAAAUAGGGCAUAUUCGCGCUAGGAGAAAGCGUAAACACAUUAUACUCGGAAAGGAAAUUAAGGAUAAAAGAAUUCUCGGGUGUUAGUUGCGAAAGAGAUAUUUGUUCGUGAAAAAUGGAGCAUAAUUAUAAGAAAUGUGUAAAAACAGAAAAAAAAAUAAAACAAAAGACCGUCGUCGCCACUUAUUGUCUGAUCAAGCGUGAAAGUACUUGGUGACUCCGGUACAGACCAUGUGAUUUUUAAAGAUUGUAAAUAAGGACCGAAGAAAUAUUCUGUAAUCGUCUUUGAAUCACUUGUUAUCUUUGAGCUGUGUUAAUAAGCGUAAAAUGCGAAUACAACAACGACACAUCCCUCUGGCAAGAGGGAGCGUUGUGAUUUCUUUGUGGCCGCUUCUGGUGUAUUAACGGAAUAAUUACGAAGUACCAGUUAAA
This is a messenger RNA of Megalopta genalis, 4078 nucleotides long. It is a transcript of the gene trbd, whose product is annotated as ubiquitin thioesterase trabid. The record is from RefSeq and is a predicted model, not a curated record. Lineage: Eukaryota; Metazoa; Arthropoda; Insecta; Hymenoptera; Halictidae. Gene Ontology annotation, cellular component: nucleus; cytoplasm. Gene Ontology annotation, biological process: cytoskeleton organization; protein K29-linked deubiquitination; protein K33-linked deubiquitination. Gene Ontology annotation, molecular function: K63-linked polyubiquitin modification-dependent protein binding; cysteine-type deubiquitinase activity.